AUGAAAAGGGCACUAACCACUAAAGAGUUACUUGCUUUGUUAGAAGAGGAUUCAGAUUGUGAAAAUGCUGAAUUGGUUGAUGUUUUUUAUGUGCCGCCAGAAACAGAUGAAAUUACAGAUGGAGAAAACUUUGAUGAAAAUAUUAUUGGAGAAGAGGGAUUGCAGACGGAUAUUGCAGGAACGUAUGAAAUACAACCAAGUAUAGAUAGUGAUGAUGAUUUGGAAGAUGACGUUUUUAGUUUUUUAUGUGAAAAUGUUCAAAAAGAGGAUUCAGAUUGUGAAAAUGCUGAAUUGGUUGAUGUUUUUUAUGUGCCGCCAGAAACAGAUGAAAUUACAGAUGAGGAAAACUUUGAUGAAAAUAUUAUUGGAGAAGAGGGAUUGCAGACGGAUAAUGCAGGAACGUAUCAAAUACAACCAAGUAUAGAUAGUCAUGAUGAUUUGGAAGAUAACGUUUUUAGUUUUUUAUGUGAAAAUGUUCAAACAAAGCCUUUGAUGAAGCCGCCAAGCAAGCUGCUGCAGCGCCACCACCAGGAGAAGCGCCAGCAUCAGAAGGUGGGACGGCGUCAGGAGAAGGGCCAGCACCAGAACCAGAGGAAGGAGCAGGAGCAACGCCAUCAUCAGAACCAGGGGCAGAACCCGGAGCAGCGCCAGCACCAGAACCAGCAGAAGAACCAGGAGCAGCGCCAGCACCAGAACCAGCAGCAGAACCAGCACCAGAAACAGCACAAUCAGAAGGAGAAGCGCCUCCAGCGGAAUAAGUUUAUUAAUAUUUUUUUACCUAAAUGGUCAGAUACUCUUGAAAUUGAUCACUUUUCAGUAUAUGUUUCCAGUGACUUAGAUUCAAAUAUGAUACAUUAUGGGGCAAAGGAGGAAAAGGAGGAAAAGGAGGAAAAGGUGGAAAAGGAGGAGCUGGAGGAAAAGGAGGAAAAGGAGGAAAAGGAGGAAAAGGAGGAAAAGGAGGAAAGGGUGGCGAUGGAGGUAAAGGAGGAAAAGGUGGAAAAGGGGGAGGAAGAGGACAAGAUGGAGAAGAUGGUAGCUAAAAAUUUGUGGACAUACAAGAAAGGAGAAGUGGCAUAA
Anoplophora glabripennis (Asian longhorned beetle) is the source of this 1077-nucleotide messenger RNA. RefSeq names its product myb-like protein X. The record is from RefSeq and is a predicted model, not a curated record. The coding region runs from base 1 to 1077 and encodes 358 amino acids. NCBI's taxonomy places the organism in Eukaryota, Metazoa, Arthropoda, Insecta, Coleoptera, Cerambycidae. The transcript has 4 exons.